CUUACGCGAAGCGUCCAGGUGAUACUGAUCGCUGCCAACAUGUCAACUUCCUGUUAAUUUUCAAGACACGUCUCGAUUUCAGAUUUGCAUGUAGAUUUCACGUGAUGUAGACUCUCACUAAGAAGCCAAGAAAAAAAUACAGCAAUGAUUUCUGAUUUGAUUUUGUUUGGGACCUUGAUGGUCAAUGCCUGUGCAGUUUUGAAUUUUAAGUUGAAAAAGGGGAAAGAGGAUGCGUUUGGAGCUAAUUUAGAGCCAACUGUAGGGGACAAAGUACGAGAGUUCCUACUGAGUCUGCGAUACUUCAGAAUCUUCAUAGGACUGUGGAACCUGUUUGUCAUGUUCUGUAUGCUGGUGUUCUUUGGACACUGAAGAUGAAGAGCGAGUUUUUAAUGGAUGAAAGACAGGAUAAAACUGGAUGAUGUUAACAGGGAUUGUGUGGAAAGUGUAUAUAAAUAGAGGGAGAUUGUGUGUAUUAAUCAAUGGCAAUAUGCUAUGCAUUGUAAAAUACAUUUAGCUUAUUUAUCUCAUUAAAAGAUCUUUUGAUA
Mizuhopecten yessoensis (Yesso scallop) is the source of this 545-nucleotide messenger RNA. RefSeq names its product protein SMIM7 homolog. The transcript is spliced from 5 exons. The coding region runs from base 145 to 369 and encodes 74 amino acids. NCBI's taxonomy places the organism in Eukaryota, Metazoa, Mollusca, Bivalvia, Pectinida, Pectinidae. The record is from RefSeq and is a predicted model, not a curated record.